AGGAUUAGGGGUUUAGGGUCAGAACUUGCAUUCCCCCCCCAGGAUUAGGGGUUUAGGGUCAGAUGUUGCAUUCCCCCCCCAGGAUCAGGGGUUUAGGGUCGGACCUUGUAUCUCCCCCCGCCCCAGGAUUGGGGAUUUGGGUUGAUCCUUGUAUUCUCUAGGAUUGCAGAGUUUGUGUUGGUACCUCUAUCCUCUAGGAUUGGUGGGGGCGGUGGUUUGAGUGGAUCCUUGUAUUCUCUAGGAUUGUGGGGCUUCGGGUUGAUCCCUGUAUCUGCAGGAAUUGGAGUGUGUUGCGUUAACCCUUGUAUCCCCAGGCUCUGGGCUUGGUUCUUAAGCCUGCAGGUUUGGAGGGGUUGUGUUGAUUCUUGUAACGUCAGGUUUGGUUAGACUGUGGGAUCUCCAGGGAUUUUUUUUUUGGAGGGUAAGCAGGGUCUGUGGUUAAUUCUUCAACUUCCAGUUUUGGGCUGUGUCGGUCACUCUGGAUCCCAGAGGAUUUGAGAGUGGGUGUUAAUUUGCUGGUAGAAUCCCUGGGUUCAGGGUUUGUCUCUCGUUCAGCCCCCACCCUGAGGGUUGGGGAGUUGGUUUGACUGUGGGAACCGGAAAUUUGAGAGUGAGUACGUGGGUGGGGUCAAUCCCAAAUACUUGUGGAUUUCAGUCAACUCUGGGACCACCCCAGGUUGGUGUUGCGUAGAACUGGCACUGAUUUACCGAGGGUUAGGUUGGACAGGACGUUGGGAAGAUGAUGAUGAUGAUGAUGAUGAGGAGGGUUGGAGGAGGACCAGCAGGCUGGGCACGGACCUCCCUGAAGAUCCUGCUUGCUCGGAGCUCUACGCGAUGGAGGUCCACAUCGGCCAGCGAUCAUUACCACCACCACCACCAGCAUUACCAUGAGGUGACCAAGGAGCGGUGCAAGGCUGUUAGCUCCUUUUACAACCAGUCUCUGAUCGACACUGCAGCUGAGAAGCUCUCGGUGCGCCUGACACCCACGACGAUGCUGUACGCCGGGAAAUCCCCCGAUGGAUCGCACGUUCUGAAAAGCGCCCGGUAUCUUCUGAAGGAGUUGCCAGUCCGUAUUGCGCACAGGAUCAAGAGCAUUCGAAAUCUCCCGUUCAUUCUGGGAUGUAACCCAACCAUUCUGCAGGUGCAUGAGUUAUACAUUCGCGCCUUCCAGAAGCUCAGCGAGUUCCCUCCAAUCGAGAACAGGGAGAUUGAGGGCCUGUACUGCCAGCUGCUCCAGCAACUCCUCGACGACCACAAGGAUGUGGUCACCCUCCUGGCGGAAGGCUUCCGCGAGAGCCGCAGGCACGUCAAGGAUGAGGCCGUGAUUCGUUACUUUCUGGACAAGACCCUCACCUCAAGGCUGGGCAUGCGGAUGUUGGCUACUCACCACCUCAUGCUCCACGAGGACCGGCCCGAUUUCGUUGGCAUCAUCUGUACCCGUCUGUCGCCUAAGAAGAUCAUCGAGAAGUGGGUGGAUUUCGCCAGACGGCUGUGUGAACACAAGUAUGGAAAUGCCCCCCGGGUGCGUAUCAGCGGGCACGUGGCGGCCCGGUUCCCUUACAUCCCGAUGCCCCUCGAUUACAUCCUCCCGGAGCUCCUCAAAAACGCUAUGAGGUCUACCAUGGAGAGCCACCUGGACACACCAUACAAUGUGCCUGAUAUUGUGGUCACCAUUGCCAACAACGACGUCGAUUUCAUCAUCCGGAUCUCGGAUAGAGGUGGAGGAAUUCCACACAGGUGCCUGGAUAAGGUUAUGGAUUACCACUUCAGCACAGCCGAGUGCAGUACUCAGGACCUUCAGGCCAACACCAUCCUGGGCAACAUGGUGGACAUGGUCAACAGCGGACAAUCGAGCCCCAUGCACGGGUUUGGAUUUGGCCUGCCCACCUCGAGGGCCUACGCAGAGUAUCUCAGCGGCUCGCUGGUCAUCCAAUCCCUUCAGGGAAUCGGGACUGAUGUCUACCUGCGCCUCCGGCACAUCGAUGGCAAAGAAGAGGCUUUCCGCAUUUGAUGAGGGAGGGGGCUCUGCACACCAAUUUCACUCCCACAGUUGUGAAAGAUUUGAGGGGCUUGGAGAAGGUCUAAAGUUUUGGUGGAGGGAGGGAGGGACGAGAGGGCUCAGCGGAAAAUGAAAAUAAAACGAGUGGAGGGUGUGGGGGGGGGUGGGGGGGGGGGGGGAGAGAGAGAGAGAGAGAGAGAGACCUAGAGAGAGUUUAUAACACAGCCUGACCCCCGCCACGCUGCCACCUGGAGGAGGCCGCACUCCUGUUAGCUUCUGACUCGGCCAUUGUCAACCCGUCAGCCGUUUUGUAUUCUCAAAAACUGCCCCUCCAAACCCCCCUUGCCCACCGCUAUCCAAUUCCCACCUCAAGUUUGGGACCACUUUGAAACAUGAGGACCGUCGCCCUGUGAUUCUCGGGUGUCUGGGGCGAAGGUGGAGGAGGGGUGAGGGGUGAGGGGUGAGGGGUGGGGAACAUUCCAAGGACGGGUGGCCAUUUUAGGAACACUGGGUCUGUUUCUCACUCCCCCUGCUCCCUGGUCUCCUCCUCAGACUUUCAAGCCACCGUAAACCAUGGGUUGGGAGUGCUGUCUAGCGAACGUCAGGGAGGGUGGGGGGGUGCAAUCUUUAGAAAGUUCCGGAAACCAGCAGUUGUGGAGUGGUGGCCAUUUUUUUUGGCCCACUGAGGCCUAAAAUUCAGGCCAGAGAGAGAGAGAAGAAAAUUACUGGCCCUCCUCCGAUAUCUUUGAUUUGCGUUGCUCAUCCCUCUCUAUCUCUCUUUUUCCCACUCUCUCCCUUUCCUCAAACACAUCACAAGCGUC
Rhincodon typus (whale shark) is the source of this 2820-nucleotide messenger RNA. Its product is annotated as 3-methyl-2-oxobutanoate dehydrogenase [lipoamide] kinase, mitochondrial-like. Gene Ontology annotation, molecular function: pyruvate dehydrogenase (acetyl-transferring) kinase activity. The record is from RefSeq and is a predicted model, not a curated record. The transcript is spliced from 11 exons. Gene Ontology annotation, biological process: protein phosphorylation; regulation of glucose metabolic process. Gene Ontology annotation, cellular component: mitochondrion. NCBI's taxonomy places the organism in Eukaryota, Metazoa, Chordata, Chondrichthyes, Orectolobiformes, Rhincodontidae. The coding region runs from base 740 to 2011 and encodes 423 amino acids.